AAUUCUGAAUAUGAUUAGCCGAAGCCAAGCAUUGUUGUCUUGGCCGAACAUGAGAAGAAACCCUCAAGAAACUCCCUACCGACGACGAAUCAUCACCUCAUCAAUGUAAUAUACUCUCGCUCGCUGUACAAACUCCAUCACCAGCAGCAAACGUUGUCGAGGAGGACACUGUAAUACAUGGGGAAUUGCGUGUUCAAAGGAUUUGGACUUCAUGUAGAAGAUAUGAUAAAAGUGGUCACAACAAAUGGAGGAAUCAUGGAGCUCUACGCACCCAUCACCGCCGAGUGCAUAACCAGUGAGUUCCCUGGCCACGCCAUCUACCGUAGUCGCGACCUAUUCUCUUCACCUCUCCUCCACAACGAAGAGCUCCAUGGCGGCCAUCUUUAUUACCUUCUUCCUCUCAACACCAAUAAAAACACCUCCACUUCUUCAAAUUCUAAAAACAGCUCCAUAAAUUCUACUUCUUCGUCGUCCAAACUCACACCUUAUCGCAUGUCGUUUGAUAAUCAGAGGGUAGUAAAGCGAUCGACAGAAGCUGAGGUUUUUCCGAGGUAUAACAGUACCGGGGUUUGGAAGGUGAAGCUUGUGAUAAAUCCAGAGCAGCUGGCGGAGAUAUUGAUGCAUGAGGCACGAACAGAGGAGUUGAUAGAGAGCGUGAGGACGGUGGCUAAGUGUGGAAACGGGGUCUCUUCUUCAUCGGUGGCUAGUUCGGAUCAAUGGAGUAUUUCUAGUAGCUUGAAAUGAUCCACUGAGAAGGAUGCGUAUCCAGCAGUAUUGUAUUAAUUUCUACCUUAAUUAAUAUGUUUAUGUAAGUUUAAAGAAUAUAAUCUCUUUUUUAGUUUAAAACAAUA
Manihot esculenta (cassava) is the source of this 851-nucleotide messenger RNA. RefSeq lists its product as uncharacterized. The coding region runs from base 178 to 744 and encodes 188 amino acids. The record is from RefSeq and is a predicted model, not a curated record. NCBI's taxonomy places the organism in Eukaryota, Viridiplantae, Streptophyta, Magnoliopsida, Malpighiales, Euphorbiaceae. The transcript has a single exon.